Molecule: messenger RNA, 1110 nt
Organism: Suricata suricatta (meerkat)
Lineage: Eukaryota; Metazoa; Chordata; Mammalia; Carnivora; Herpestidae
Gene: FBXO6
Product: F-box protein 6
Exons: 7
Coding region: 172-1020 (282 amino acids)
Biological process (GO): glycoprotein catabolic process; SCF-dependent proteasomal ubiquitin-dependent protein catabolic process
Cellular component (GO): SCF ubiquitin ligase complex; cytoplasm; endoplasmic reticulum quality control compartment
Molecular function (GO): ubiquitin protein ligase activity; protein binding
Source: RefSeq, a predicted model, not a curated record
GACGGGGCGGGGCGAGAGCGGAAGGCGCAGCGGAAGGCGCAGGGUCCCGGCUGACCCGGAGCUCAGGUCCCGCGGGGCGUCGCUCCCCGCGUCCAGGUCGCAGUCCAGCCCGGGGGACGGGCGUGGAGGGACAGGCGCGGGCCUGUGUGCGCACCCUGCCUCACCCCAGCCAUGGCCCCAGUCAGCAUCAAUGAGCUCCCUGAGAACAUUCUGCUGGAGGUGCUCACACACGUGCCCGCCCGCCAGCUGCUCCUGCACUGCCGCCUGGUCUGCAGCCUCUGGCGAGACCUCAUCGACCUGGUGACCCUCUGGAAGCGCAAGUGCCUGCACGAGGGCUUCAUCACCGAGGACUGGGACCAGCCUGUGGCCGACUGGAAGAUCUUCUUCUUUCUGUGCAGUCUCCGCCGGAACCUCCUACGCAAUCCGUGCGCCGAAGAGGAUAUGACAUCCUGGCGGAUUGACUCCAAUGGCGGAGACCACUGGAAGGUGGAGAGCCUCCCUGGAGACCACGGGACAGACUUUCCUGACUCCAGAGUCAAGAAGUACUUUGUCACAUCUUUUGCGAUGUGCCUCAAGUCCCAGCUGGUGGACCUCAAGGCCGAGGGCUACUGGGAGGAGCUUCUGGACACAUUCCGGCCUGACAUCGUGGUUAAGGACUGGUUCGCCGCCAGGGCAGACUGCGGCUGUACCUACCGCAUCCGGGUACACCUGGUCUCAGCUGACUACAUCGUCCUCGCCUCCUUCGAGCCCCCGCCCGUGACCAUCGAUCAAUGGAACGAUGCCACGUGGAAUGAGGUCUCCUACACUUUCUCAGAUUACCCUCCGGGCGUCCGCCACAUCCUCUUCCAGCACGGGGGCAAGGACACCCAGUUCUGGGCAGGCUGGUACGGGCCCCGUGUCACCAAUAGCAGCAUCAUUAUCAGCCCGAAGAUGGCUGGGAGCCGGCCCCCUGCACUGCUCAGCCCGAGACCACAGAGGGAGCCAGGGUCCUCAGACUUCAUUGAACAUCAGGAUCACUAAGGAACGACCAGGAAUGCAGAUUCCCAGUUCCUCCAUCCAAGAGGCCAAGCCCGUAGCUCCAAGCUGGGCUGGGAACCCAGGCGAUUUCAC